GAAAAAGAAAAAGGAGCACGUGACAAUAAAAUAAUUUAAUAUAAGUAGCUGGAAAUUGGAUCUACAAUUUCGGGCAUAAUGUUGGACCGAACAUCGUAUCUUAAGCUCAGUGAAAACACUGAGGGAUUAUUUCUUGCAAUCAAGUAAUUUCAAAGGAUCUCUGAUUUUGGCUUCAUUUUCCAUUCCAGUAAAAGUAUGGCUUCCCAAGACAUAGAACUGACCAUAGGUGAUGAACAGAAAAACCUAUUUACAGGGGAACCUCAUCGAGCUGGUUUAGUGUACAAUGGAACCGAUGCAAAUGACAUCGAAGACAAACAUGCGACGAAUUCAGAGGGGACCAAAACAGAUGGGACGUUACAUGCACUAAGUGCACUAUAUGCUCAAAUUAUAGUAGUCGUGGCAGCGAUUUUAGUUUUUACAGAGCUGUUACAUGGACCGGUUCCUUUAUUCUUUUUUCAUGGAUAUCUUUUUACGUACCUUGUUGGUGGAGCGAUUCUGUGUUUCAUUGGGGCAUAUGUGAAUAUGUUAACGAGCAAAUUGCCACGUUGGGCUAACAAGAACUAUGACGGAAGGAAUGAAAAGUCUUUGUUUUCAACGCAUUUCAUGAAAAAUUUAUUUUUUGCUGACAUUAGUAUAUAUCUCAGAAUCGGAUCCGUUGUUUUCGGCUUGGGAACUCUCAUAUCUAGUGGAUUAGAAGUUGCAUCUGUGUUUACUGUACCUAGUGAAUGCAUGGACGAAUUAAAUUUGCUGCAGCCGGUAUUGCGAGGGCUAUUCAGUUUUCUUCAGAUGCAUUUUCUUUUCAUGAAUACCAAAGACAUGGUCAAUUCAUUUCGUUGGUUUCGUCAUACAGCUUUAAUGCAUUUAGUGGCAACCAAUUUAGCUAUUUGGAUACGAAUUAUGCUGUGGGAGAGUGCCAGGGACUGGCUUGAUGCAAUCCACUACAAGCACAAUUCAAGCACAGAAUGGUACCAAGCCAGCUUUAAUAUCAGCAUGCAUACAUUGGAAUCGGACACCAAUUCUUUAGACACCGCUAAGCAUAAACCAUACCACAGGAUUUAUGUUACAAGUUAUCCCCGUAAGUGUACUUGGGAUACUGAUCCAAUAAAAGAAGAUACCGAAGGACUUGUUGCAUUUCAUCUCUGUAUGCAAAAUUCAACAAUAGGAGCAAUAUGGGAGAAAGCUAUGCCUUAUCUGUAUCCAUUCAUUGUACAAUAUUGCUUAGUUGCUGCAGCUGUGAUUUAUAUCACUUGGUCUAACCUCUACUCUCAUCGAACGAAGCUGCAGCGUGUGACUGCAGUUUCUGUGUAUGGCAAAGACACAAGUCAGGAUGAAGUAAACUGCGGUGGGUCCACUAGAGGUUUAUUUUUAGGACUGCUAGUUCUUGUAGCAGGUAUAAUUGCGAUAAUCCUAUUCUUUGUUUUGGCUCAAGAUAAGGAUUUCAGCGUGCUUUUCAUGAUAGGAGUGCUAGAAUGCGGUAUUUUUGGCCUAGCAACUUUGGCUACUAUAAUUGGUCUUCUGCAGAUCAGAAAAAUGAAAAGUAAAACCUCAAAGCAACGGAGAUUGUCAGAUUUGCUUCAAAGAAUUGGAAUGCUGGCCGUAUAUGUGUAUGGUAUUUGCAACAUGAUUGUUGGUGGUACUAUGAUAAGUAGUCCGCAACAUUUCUUGCUCUUUUUAGAAGGGACAUUCAUGGUUAUUCAUGCUUGUCUGCAGUCCCUUUUCAUUCACCAAGUGUCGAAAAAACGAUUAAGUCCUUUAAAUGUUGAUGAAAAACCUGGUCGUCAAGCAGUAAUUUUUCUCGUUUUUUGUAACAUAAUACUUUGGAUUCUGGAAUCAUUUACAACUCAAAAGCAAACAAGAAGUCAGCUACAGUUGCAGUUCUACGGUAAUGUCGUUUGGCCAGUAAUUUCAAGAAUAUUUUUGCCUUUUGUUAUAUUUUACAGAUUUCAUUCCGCAGUAGCUUUACUGGAAGCUUGGAGAAAAUCAUACAAAGUGAAGCAAAAUUGAACUUCUUUGCUCUUCUCAUGCCUUACUAGUUGAUGCUUAUUAGAUAAAUCUUAGAAUAACAUAUUUUUUUCCUUUUCCAUGUAAAGACAUUAUGAGUUUACGUUUCUUUAAGUUUUGAAAUUAAAAAAAUUAAUUCAUUUUUUUCAUCACGAUAAUUUCAAUGUUGCACAAAGUUUUAUUGUACACAAAUGUUGAAUGUUUACGAUUUUAAUGCUGGAAGUUUUAAAUAAAAUAUAUUCAUAAAUAAAUGG
Stegodyphus dumicola is the source of this 2255-nucleotide messenger RNA. RefSeq names its product proton channel OtopLc-like. Lineage: Eukaryota; Metazoa; Arthropoda; Arachnida; Araneae; Eresidae. Gene Ontology annotation, cellular component: membrane. Gene Ontology annotation, molecular function: proton channel activity. Gene Ontology annotation, biological process: proton transmembrane transport. The record is from RefSeq and is a predicted model, not a curated record.